AGUUAGUCAGAUGAAGACACAUCUCGUUGCAACUAUAGACAUAUAAUUAAAUAUAAAUAUAAUUGAGACAUGGGAAUUUUAAUAUAUCUUCUUAUGCACAUGUAUAUUGUCGCAUCUACAAACGUGACGUCAUUUGAAUGGUCCUUUGUUUCAAACAAAUAUGAAUUUUUCUGCUUCUGGUUAGAGCAUCAAAACUCUUCAGUGAUGUUAUUUAGUAGUAAAAACGAAUCUCGAUCUGUUUUUUACGAGAGUGUUAAAUGGGAUGAAAACAGGUGUUAUAUUAAACCCGCAUAUCUGCCAUACGGCAUGAAGUGCAGAUGUAUAGACCAAGGCUUUGCUGGAUGUAAGGUCACAGCGACUGAAGAUAGCACUAGUGCAGUGGAAUGGAAGUGCGCUUUUCGCUUUAAUAAAGCACUUCAGUACAGCAACGUUUCAGAAAAUGUCAUUCAAGCAGAUCACAUUUCGAGUGAAACUGUAAAAGGCAUUUUAGAAACAAAGCAUACCGUUAUAUAUACAAGAGAAAACAAACCAGUGUCCCUUCAUUGUUCGAAUGGAAUCUCUGCUUACAAGAUGCCGGAGAUGCAAAAUGUUACCUGGUAUGCGAUGUACGACAGAGAUAAUCCCCAAUCAAUCGGAGGUGAAAUAAAAAUAAACCACACUCUUGAAUCUGUCAUUAAUGUAUCAUUCACAAGAAGCGAACAUGGCUUAAUCGUAUAUUGUGCACACGGCGCACGGAUAAUAGCACAAUGGACGAUUUUUGUGUUUUAUCCACCGACUGUUGUUGAAAAAUACAUAGAGAUCACCGAGAGCGCAACCAUUCGUCAGGAAUGUAAUUUUUUUCCGGGUAACCCGAAAACAACUAAAAUACGUUGGAGAAAAGGAAAUUUAUUUUAUCCGCAUCAUAAACUUGAACUGACACAUAUAAGCAGGCAAGAUGCUGGAAAUUACACAUGUGAAGCAACUAAUCGAUUUGAUCAAGGUGGAAUUGUUUAUGUUGGCAAUGACACAGGGACCCUUCGACUGAUAGUUUUGUACCCGACAAAUGUCGCACGUUUCUAUAUCAAUGACAUGUUUGAAGAGGAGCAGGUGACACUUGUAGAAACGGGCAACGGAACAAUUCAUUGCUAUGGCGAUGGCAAUCCAGCGCCGACACUUUCGUUAAUGAGAUAUUUUGCAGACAAUCAAAGUGACGUGACGUUAUACACUGUCAAUAGCACAUAUCUUCGUUACGAUAUUUCUACACUUGACAGCCAACAUUCUGGAAAAUACACCUGCGCAACUUCCAAUCGUUAUGGCGAGACGUUUAGAACACUACAUCUCAUUAUCAAACAGUUACAAGAAAUUGCAAAUAUCAUGCACGUGUAUUUGGUAACACGUAAUCAAACAUCUGUCAACUUGCGAUGGAUUCUUAAUGACGAUGUGUUGUUUCACAUAGUGCAGAACAAGACUUGCUAUGUUUGUUACAAAAAUAGUGAAGAGACAGAAUGGAACAACGUUAUCGCAAAUAUAUCGAGAAAAGAGACGCACAAUUCAUGGAUGCUGGAUCUAAAACUGAUUAACCUUCGCUCUGAUACUCAAUAUGAAAUUCAACUGAUAGCAAGUUUACCGACUGGCAAUUACUCCAUCGCACCGUCACUUACGGUCAGGACAUUGUCGUUUUCAAAAACGACGGGAAUAGACAUCAUUAUUGCGCUUAUCGUCUGUUCGGUGCUUAUCAUAUGUAUUAGCUUACUACUGCGAGUGUUUAUGAAAAGGCCACUUCGCGUCGAGACACUUGGAGAUAUCAAUAACAUACGUAUGGGCGCGCUUACUGCUCUGAACACUACGAAUGAGGCGGGGAGUGCUCCCGGUUUUAUACUAUUUGAAGACGAGGACCAUUACGACUGCAUUGAGAUGAGCAGAACAGAUCCAGGCAAUAAUUCACAAGACGAUCUAUGUGCUCAUAAUGCAUCAGUCCCUCCUGAUAUUGUGGGUAGAACACAUUCACGUGAUGGCAUUUGUUUGCAGACUCAAACAGCAAACAAAGUCGAUUACGAAUUCCUUGAUCGCACUGGAAACCCAGCUGAGGGGGAGUACAAAUCUAUUGAAGAGGAUGUUGAAGACAGCGAUAGUUGGAACACCGAUUCGACUAUCUCCGACACAUGCUUACAGUACUUAACAGUGAUUGAGAACCUGCCGAUUCCACCAGAAAGAAUUAAUGCGUUUCCAGACAUGGGCCUUUCUACAUCCUCUACUGCCUGCCAAGAAGAGAUAAGCAUUGGCUUGAACGUGUAGAGAACAAACAUACACGUGUUAUGGACGUGGAGGACGUUAACAUGUUUUAGCAUGAUCAAUGUAAGGUCGCGAAAAUUACAUGGAAGCAGUACUAACCUGGUAUUAACUGCAUAUAGACCUAAUAAUGAUGCAGUGCUGAUUAUAGGAGCGUAGCUCUGACGUGUGCAAGUCAACUUGUGCUCUCGUUGACGUUUUGUUAUGCUUGUUCUGCAUUCGUUUGAGUUAAACCCGCCUACAUCGCGUCCCCAAAAGACUUAAGCAAGAAUUUCGCAAAAUCGUGUUAUGUUUUAAAGGUAUGUUUUGAGGUCUUUACUGCGUAAUUUCAAGGUCUGAAUAACAUUAUACUACAUAAGCGGUCGAAGAAAAGUGAAAUAAUUUCGCAGAAAAUUACAACUCGUAUUGAGAAAAAAAUGAGUGAACAAGAUGCUGUUUUCUUAUGAUGACAAAAUAGCAUGGUGCAGUAUUAAAUCGCAACUGUUCAGCUAACCAGAAAUCAUCGCAGACGGAUAUAAUCGCAGGUUUGCUGGUCUCAAAUUCGGUUUACUUUGGAUAUGUUUCGUCUUGCACUUGUUUUUUGUUUUGCUUAGUUGGUGUUGUUUUAAGGGGGAAGGGGAUUUCUUUUAGCGAUUGAAGCUAUAUUAAACUCGAAGUGUUUCCCACCCUAAUAACUUAAUUAGCUUUCAGACGUGCGCAUGGAGUGACAUAUACUUACUUAUUCCUGAAGUUUGAGCUAUAAGAGUUUUUUCAAAGCGGUUCGAUUUAUUUUCCUUUAGCUUCGGAUAGCGUGGAGAGGAAAGCUGAAUUAUUUGAAUGUUUUAUGUGUGUGCACGUUGCGAACAGUAUAAAUUGUAAAUUGGUGUGAAACGCACGGCGCCGAGGAAAUACUAUUUACCGAAAGUUAAUUAAAGUUAAUUAAAAAUCAACCACAUAUUAAGUCUGUUGUCUAUGCGUCUUUUAUAAUGAGUUCAUUUCGCUCAAUUGUUUAUUGUUAACAUGACGGUCCAACAAUAUCUCAGUGGACAAUGCUUAUUUUGUGAUUAAAUACUUCCUUAUGCUUUAGAUCCUUUCAUAUUCAUGUCUUAUUCUAAGUAUUAGUAAUUUGCGGCGGCAACUGUUGAUUUUUUUCCUUGUUAUCACUCAAUAUGCUCUUAUUAUAAUUAUAAUAGUAGACAAUAGAUCAAUCAGUUCGAUAAAGUUAGCACGUACUAAGAUGUGGGUAAUGAAAUCUCAGGAUAAUCCAUUUUUCGCUGGUUAAGAUGAGGUCAAAGUCUCUGUAGCCGUUACUACUAUAAUUGAGAAACACUAAAGUCUGAUAGAGGUCAUUGUACUGAAAAAUAAAAUGAAGAUGUAUGUACUGUCUGUGAUAUCAUCUUGGAUGGCUGUGGUCUAGGUCGACGUAACCUAAAACAAUUCAGAACAUGUUGUGCGCUCAUUUAUUCGAAAAUUGUUCAAUCAUUGAUCUAAACGAACAUUUAUAUAAAACAACUUUAUAUGUAAGACCUAUUGUUUGUAAAUUGCUUAUACGUUUAAUCUGCUUGAAUUUGGUUGAGGAGGGGGUAAAUGCAACUGUUCUAAAUUAUAAGUUUGAACUAAACUGAGAGAUUAUAACUAGAACACAUACAACGAAUAAUGGAUAUUAAUUCAUUUAUCCAGAUGCACAUAUUCAGUUUUGGCAUUAGGCCACAUGAACUGUUACCGUUCUUUGAAUAAGCAUGUUCACACUGAGUAUUAAUAUAUCUGGUACUUAUAUAUUAAUAAUAAGAAAGCUCAGACUGCGCACACAUCGAAACUAUAUAAUCACUGGCCGUUUCAAUCGAUCAAGGAACAAAAUGCCUACAUAAUACAUAAAAAAAUCAAUUAAGUAUACAAAUGUUAAAUUUAUUGAGUAUUAAUUUUAGACAGAUGUUGCUGAAUACGUACGUUGCAUACGUUAUUUAUCUCGAUACAACAUUGAUUCUGGAAUGAAUUGAAAUCAAUUUAGAAAUUGUAAACUUUGUUAAAAUCUACCUAUAGUUAUGAAUCAAACAAGGAUUAAUGCAAACAAGAUGUUUAUUUUCUGGCUUUCCUUUCGUUUAUCAAAACGUGAUUAUCAAACGUAUCUUAGUAUUUUUAUAAUGCUUAAUUUAUUUUGCAAGUAUCACAUUUCAAUUAAUGAUUUCAGAUGCGUUUUACAUAAGCAUAUUUGAUCAGCUUACGUUUAUGCAAUAGGCAUGUACAACUAUGCAUGUAUAACAUUUAGGUAUCAUUACUGUACUGUGACUUUAAUAUUCUUGCUAACAUUACUUUUGUUUAAGUAUUAAGUAUCUUACGGUUACAAUUGUCCUUUUAUAUACAAAUGUCAAAUUGACUAAACGAAUUUUGAAUGAAUAAUACUUGACUCUUAAGUUCAUUAUAUAGUAGUGAUUUGCAUUUAUCAAAUCGGUAAUAAAGCUUAUGUUAUGAAUACAUAUUAUUAUAUGUAUGAAAAUAAAGCAUUAUAUUAUAU
Molecule: messenger RNA, 4759 nt
Organism: Dreissena polymorpha
Lineage: Eukaryota; Metazoa; Mollusca; Bivalvia; Myida; Dreissenidae
Exons: 13
Coding region: 70-2274 (734 amino acids)
Biological process (GO): cell-cell adhesion
Cellular component (GO): cell-cell junction
Molecular function (GO): cell adhesion molecule binding
Source: RefSeq, a predicted model, not a curated record